Actinia tenebrosa (Australian red waratah sea anemone) is the source of this 3541-nucleotide messenger RNA. Its product is annotated as conserved oligomeric Golgi complex subunit 3. The record is from RefSeq and is a predicted model, not a curated record. Lineage: Eukaryota; Metazoa; Cnidaria; Anthozoa; Actiniaria; Actiniidae. Gene Ontology annotation, biological process: intracellular protein transport; intra-Golgi vesicle-mediated transport; Golgi organization. Gene Ontology annotation, cellular component: COG complex; cis-Golgi network; membrane.
UUACCCAUAGUGCUCGGCAGUCGUAUAUUGGCAACAUGGCGGCCAACAUGGCUGCUUUACACUCGACCUUAACAAAAGAAAUACGAGACAAACUUGGUCUUUGGGAUGCUAAACAUGGGUGUCUUUCGCCUUUGAGUGGAACACAGAAAAACAGUGUGGUAGAACUCACAGCCAUAUCAUCUAACAGACCUCUGCCUAGCGAGAUGCCUGAUGAUGACUACACUCAUAUCCCAACCAAAAGAACAUUAAGCGAUAGCGGCAAACAAACUCAGUUGGACAUAGCUAGCCUUGACUUGGGACAAGAAAAAAUAGAAAAUGCGCAACAGUUCUUCUCAUGGUUUGCAAAAGUUGAAUGUCAGAUGGAGCAAGAACAAGAGUCUUCAUAUCGUUCAUACUCAGAUCAGCUCAAGACAUACCGUGAUCACUGUGAUAGCAUUCUUAAGGAAGUAGAAGAAGCAAUAUAUUAUUUACAAGAGCUGCAACAUCAGCAUGUUUUGGUCUCUACUAAAACUGGUGCGUUGCAUGGAGCGUGUGAGCAACUCUUGCAAGACCAGACAAAAUUAGUCAACAUGGCUGAAAGCAUAAACAACAAGUUAUCAUACUUCAAUACUCUUGAACAUCUUCAACAUAAACUUAGCUCACCCACCCUGUCUGUAAACAGUGAAUCAUUUAUUCCUCUCCUUGCUCAGCUGGAUGAAUGCAUAUCAUACAUUUCAAGCAGUCCCCAGUACAAGGAAUCAUCUGUCUACCUAACCAAGUUCAAGAACUGUUUAAAUCAGUCACUUCAUCUUAUCAAAUCACAUGUCAUUUCCCUUCUUAAGAAUGCAACAAUGCAAGUUCUAAAUAACAAGGACACUGCAACCUCAGAGAAUUCAUUUGCUUUAUUCUAUGGUAAAUUCAGGGCUUGUGCUCCAAGAGUAAAGUCGUUGAUGGAACAAAUUGAACAAAGAGCAUACAUGUCUACAGAAUAUGCAUCUCUGCUAAGUGAUUGUCAGAAUUGUUACUUUGAUCAACGGUCUCAGCUGCUGACGCCAUGUGUUACAGAUGCUGUUGACAAACUAACUAAACAGUAUGCAAAAAACCCAUGUUCUCUUGUUCGUGCUGGAUGUUCUGUGUUAAUCCAUGUUUGCCAAGAUGAAUAUCAACUGUAUUUCCACUUCUUCUCCAAAACAAGUAGUGGUUUAGACACCCUCCUAGAGAAUCUUAGCAGUAGUCUAUAUGACUGUUUACGACCAAUCAUCAUUCACAUGAACCACAUGGAAACAUUGGCUGAAUUGUGUUCAAUACUCAAGGUGGAAAUGCUUGAAGAUCAUGUACAACAGAAAGGAGAGGAGCUUGCAUCAUUUGGAGUAGUAGUUGAUCAGAUGUUACAGGAUGUACAGGAACGCCUGGUUUACAGAGCACAGGCAUACAUUGAAUCAGAUAUCCUCAAGUACUCACCUGCACCUGGGGACCUGGCUUACCCCGAGAAACUAAUCAUGGAGACAAACGAACAAGACGACCAAGACAAAGAUGCAAGCACACCUAAAAGAAAAUCUGCUGAAUUACCAGCAGCUCUUGCAGACCUUCAAGGCAUGUGGUAUCCAACAGUUAGGCGAACUCUUGUCUGUCUGUCCAAGUUGUACCGCUGUAUUUCGAAAGAGACCUUUGAGGGUUUGUCUCAAGAGGCAUUGUCUGUGUGUAUUCAGUCUCUUAAAUUGGCAAGUGCAUUGAUCACCAAGAGAAAGGAUGCGAUUAAUGGAUAUCUAUUUUUAAUCAAACAUCUCCUUAUUCUUCGAGAGCAAAUUGCUCCAUUUGACGUGGAUUUUGUCAUCAAGGAAGUUUCACUGGACUUCAGCAAGAUGAGAACGGCUGCAUUUGGUUUGUGGAGCAAAAGCAGUAAUCUGUUUUCACUCAGCAGUAACAAUGCGAUUCUAGAGUUUUUACUUGAGGGUGCGCCACAGUUAACAGAGAGUUAUCUUGAUUCUAAGAAGGAAGUUGACAUUGAAUUACGUGUCGUUUGUGAGAAGUUUAUCCAACAUGUUUGUGAGUCUCUCAUUUCUCCCUUAUCGGGAUUGUUAUCCAAGAUCAAUGUGGUGGUGAAGAUGGCUGAAGAUGAUGGCAAGGAUCCUAGUGUUUUCCUAAAGCAGCAACCGUUCGCUAAACCAGAAAAUGUGCGUAAAGUUGUGAGCGAAACGUACAUGCUGAUCAAGUCUAAACUGCCUAGCACGUUACAGAGCAUGUCCCUGUUCUUGGCCAACAAGGAUACAGAAUAUAUAUUGUUCAAACCUGUUAAGGCCAAAGUCCAGGAACAGUACAAACAAAUGAAUGAUAUAGUCACAAACACGUACUCAGAAGAAGAUGCGCAAAUCAUUGGAUGUCCCUCAAUACAACAGGUAUCUUUGUUACUUGCUGUUUCCUGAUGAUGCAAAGUAGUGUGUGACCAAGUCCUUGAUAAAAUCAGAAUGUACCAACACACAGAUACAUGCUACAGUUAAUAAGGGUUGAAGCGUUUGUAACCUAACAGCAAUGGGAAAUAGACUGGACAUCUUGCAACUUAAUGUUAGCGUUUCUGUGAUUGCAUUAUGCAAUAUCUAUGUAUAGCAGCUACAAGUACUUAUUAUUGCCGGCCAGAAUGUUUGUCUGCAUGAGCAGCAGUAAGAUAAACACAAUCACAGUUACAAAUCCAAAUAUGUAUGAUGUCUUCAAUGGGAUAGCAAACAACUUGGGCUGAAAACAGACAAGAUUAGAAAAACACCUGUCAUUAUCACCAUACGUUCACAAAUCAGUAAAGAAUAGAAUUGUAGAUAAAUAUUCGGAAAUUAUUAACACUAUUAUAGUUUUCAUGCCCAAGGGUGAAUUUUGCAGCGUGGACCAUUUUCACAUUCCCCAUGAUAAUACAUUGCAGUGUUUUAGGAGUAAUGAGUGAACCGCACACAUCAUACUAAAGACUGAUCACAAGAUGUUACAAUGUAUCUUAGGAUAUUUAGAGAUGAAUGAGAAACUCAAAGUAUAACACCAAACCUCUUGAUGUUCUGAACAUGGAAAAUGAGCUCAUAGUAGAUAAGUAUUUUACAGAUAAAAGCAGAUACAGUGUACAUUUACUCAAAAAAUAUUCAACGCCUUGUUUACGGCAUACUGGCAAAUGCAUUAAGAGACUGGCAUCAAGCUUACUGUGGUUUUCGAUAUUCUGGGAACUCGGUACGCAGUUGAGAACUACGCUAAUUUUUUUUUCUUGCUGCCGUCAAACAAAAGUAAUAAUGUCUGAGUUUGCAGAAUAUUGGAAACUACAGUAAUAAAUAGAAGCUAAUGGGAUAGCUAGCUUUUAAAAAGAUAACUACCUUAAGAUCUGUGUUUUGUACAAAUAGCAAGAAUGAAUCUCUGUCAAACUGAGUGGUGGAUGGGUAGCCAAACACACGUAUCUUUAGACUAAGCUGCUUGAAUAUCUGGCCACUCUUAGUUAACAAUGUGCCCUGUAGAAGUAACAAAACACAUUAAUAUAAGUAUUGGGGUAUGAUCUAAUACUUCAGAAGGGGUACACAAUGAAAUAAAGAUUAAAAAA